Mytilus trossulus (common blue mussel) is the source of this 3151-nucleotide messenger RNA. Its product is annotated as delta(14)-sterol reductase TM7SF2-like. The record is from RefSeq and is a predicted model, not a curated record. The coding region runs from base 119 to 1705 and encodes 528 amino acids. Gene Ontology annotation, biological process: cholesterol biosynthetic process. Gene Ontology annotation, molecular function: Delta14-sterol reductase activity. Gene Ontology annotation, cellular component: nuclear inner membrane; endoplasmic reticulum membrane. NCBI's taxonomy places the organism in Eukaryota, Metazoa, Mollusca, Bivalvia, Mytilida, Mytilidae. The transcript has 11 exons.
AUAAUGUUUGUAACUAACAGGCUUAAAUAUCAACCAAUCAGAAUACAGCCCGCCAAACAAUUGGUCGCGUCUGUCAAGAAGAAAGGGUGAAGAAGGUGAAAAACUGAAAGAAUAGAAGAUGGCAUCACCAAGAAAGACUAGAUCAUCAAAAUCACCUUCUAGAAGGAGAUCUACAAGUUCCUCUAGAAGUACGAGGUCAAGAAGUCGCAGUAGAAGUCGUAGCCGUGGAAGAUCUGUACGCUCUAAAAGAUCAAUUUCCCCAGCAAAAUCUACUCCAGCAAAAACUUCUCCACCAAAGUCUACAAAGAGACCAGCAACACCAGCUGCUGGGAAAGUGAAAAGGGAAGAUAGAGCAGUAACUCCUACUAGGAGGUCUACUAGACUUGAAAAUAAGACACUUCCAAAAGAAGAUAAAAAGCCUGUUGAGUUUCAGAUGAUGGAAGAACCUGAGAAAGUACGAAUUGGAAUGACGAGGUCCCGAGAGUUUGGUGGGGCUAUAGGAUCAUUCUUUAUGGUCUUAGGAUUACCUGUUGGAGUACUUGGGUUGAAUAUCUUGUGUUCUCAGAAUAAAUGUGGAGUGCAAAUGCCAAAAAUUUCUACAAACUGGAAGCAUUAUUUGGACAAGGAAGCUGCAUUAAUAUAUGUUGGUUGGUUCCUGUUCCAAGCUUUUCUUUACAUGUUACCAAUAGGGAAAGUUGUCAAUGGACAGCCACUUAAAUCUGGACAGAAACUUCAGUACAGAUGUAAUGGAUUCUUUGCCUUGAUAGUCAGUUUACUGGCUUUUGCUGGAGCAGUUUACAUGAAGUAUCCUAUUCAGAUAGUCCACACUAAAUUUAUACAGUUGAUUACCAGUGGAAUUAUAUUCAGCUUUGUUUUGAGUCUAUUGUUGUACAUUAAAGCUCGUCGUGGACCAAAUGCCAGUUUAGCUCCUGGUGGAAAUACAGGCAACUUUUUGUACGACUUCUUCAUUGGCCAUGAACUUAAUCCUAGAAUUGGAAGCUUUGACCUGAAGUUUUUCUGUGAACUUCGACCAGGUCUUAUUGGUUGGUUAAUGAUCAACUUAGUAUUUUUGACUGAAGCUUACCAAAAGAACAAUGGUGUUCUCCCUCCUGGCCUUACAAUGGUGGUUGUGUUCCAGGCACUCUAUGUUGCUGAUGCUCUUUGGUUUGAGGAUGCCAUCCUGACUACAAUGGAUAUUAUACAUGAUGGAUUUGGAUUCAUGUUAGUAUUCGGAGAUCUUGUUUGGGUGCCAUUCUUAUACUGUCUACAGACUAAAUUUCUGGCAGAGAAUAAUGUCCAUUUAUUUUGGUAUUGUUUGGCAGCUAUUGGAGUCUUAAAUUUCAUUGGUUAUUUCAUGUUCAGAGGAAGCAAUUCACAGAAAAAUGAGUUUAGGAAAAAUCCAUAUAAUCCAACAUUAUCACAUUUGGAAACAAUUCCAACGACAACUGGGAAUAGAUUAUUGGUAUCUGGAUGGUGGGGAUUAUGUAGGAAACCAAACUACCUUGGUGAUAUAAUCAUGUCUAUAGCUUGGUCAUUACCAUGUGGGUUUUCCACACCAAUUGUAUGGUUUUAUCCAAUAUACUUCACAAUUCUGCUCAUUCAUCGUCAGAGAAGAGAUGAAGAAGUCUGUGCAAAGAAGUACAAAGGCAGCUGGGAUCGUUACUGUGAGAGGGUACCAUACAGAAUAUUCCCAAAAAUCUACUAGUGCAAAUCUGACUAAUCCAGGGCAACAUUCUCUUAUAUUUUGUUAUUAAUCAUGUCCAUUGAUAUGUUGUAUUAUUUUUAUUUUGAAGCUAAUUUCCUUUUUCAUUAUGUUUGACUUGAAAAUUUAUUGCUCAAAUUAUUUUUUGAAGAUUUUAAUUAUUUUUUAAAAUUAAACUAAUUACAACUAAUUUUAUUAAAUUUAAUUAAUCUACUUUUAUUAUAUUUUUUUUUAAAACUAUUUUGUUUAAAUGUCUAGGGUAAACAUAAUUGAACAGAAUGGAAUACAUGUAUUAAUAUCUGCUAAGAUGAGAGAAUACUCAAGUUCUUAAUGAUCUCACCUUUAAUGAUAGCACUGCCUAUGAGAUAACAUUAACUCUUUUGAAUUGAAGUUUUGUUCCGUAAUAUAUGCAAAACCUUGUGAAUUAGUUUUUAUUGGCACUUGUUUCUCUAUGAUACUUAGUUUGUUAUUUGAAAACAAGAAAGUACUAAUCACCAAAACCUUUUUUAAGUUUUUUUUUAAAUCAAUUGGAAUACUAUUUUAUUUGUUCGGAACACAGUGCCAUUGUUAAUAUAUUAAGAUAGAAUAAUAUUUUCAUAUACAUGCAUGUUUCAAAUUGACUUCUAUAUUUUUCUAUUAUAUAAAUGAAAAAAAAAAACCCAAAAGUACAAGCAGUGUAAUUUAUUUAUUCAUAUUUUAACAUUUACAUGUAAUUGCUUUUUCAUUUUAAGAAGAUGGCAAAAUGUUUAUGUAAAUAUGUACAUACUGUAAAACACUGAUCCACCAGAUUCCUAGUUGUCAAAUCAUGUAUAUUUUUAUGAGUUUUAUAUAAUUUUAUGUAUAAGACUUUGUAAAUAGUAGUGUAUAUAAUGUAAAUAGCUUUGUAAAUAUGUGUAGCUAUGUUGAAAGAACAGAAAGAGAAAUUGAAAAACAAACAACCAAAUUUUUUUUUGUAUUAAAUUUAAGAGUUGCCCCAAAUUUAUUUAAAAAAAAAUACAAAACUAAUGGAUUUAUUUUACCUAAAAAAGUCGAACAAAACUAAUAGGAUUUUGCAUUUUAGUAGCUGAUAACUUUUUACCAAGUCACAAUUAUUAAAAUAUUAAGACAUAUUAAAAUGUUUAAAAAUUGUAAAAGUUUAUAUAGUGAGUGGAAAAAUAUCUGUAAAGUCAAGAAAAUGUAAUAAUUCUUUGUGUCCUAAAUAAGACAUGAUACAUCUAAAAAUGGCUUCUACAGGCAUUAUCAUGAUGUCAUUGAGGAAAUCCUGAAGAUUUAGUUGCAACAAUUUUCUUUCAUAAAUAAUUCCAAGUAGAACAGUGCUGUAUAAAGGUCAUUAAUUUAUGAAAACUAUAGUCGGAUACAGAUGAUCUUUCUUUUUCAAGAAGUUUAAAUGUUGUUAUCAUAACAUUGUUGUACUUUUUGAUAAAUCAAUUAAAACAAAUUAUAAUACUA